AUGGCUAAAAAAGUGUCUCAAUCUCAGAAUUCUUUACCUUCUGAAUCACAUAUUUCUUCUGAAGUUCUUUGUAUUACUGAGGAUGUUUCUGGAGCGGUGAAAUAUGAUGAAAAAAAAGGGUUUUUGAAGCCAAGUACAUCAGCAGAUUUAGAUCCGCUUUUGAGUGUUCAAAAGGGCAGUUUGACAGACAAAAUCCGUCAGGAAAACAGGGAACGUAAGAAACGUUGGCGUCAGGCGAAUGAAGAUCGGAAUAAGGACAAUGAUCUUCGCUGCCGGGUCAAUAAACGUGCACACAAACUUUAUGGGAAAGAACAAUCUCUUGCUAAGUCAGAAUGGAUUGAAGCAGAGUUUUUAAAGCGUCAAAUGAAACGUAAGGAUAGGGAGCGCAAGCGUUCUCUUGAAUCUUCCAUGACUGCGUCUUCUAGCCAUAAUAUGACUUUUUCGAAUCAUAAUAUUGAUAACAGUGGAUUUAAUGCUGUUGAGUUUUCACAGACUUUUCUUGAAAAUUUGUCUCAAAAUCUUACUUUGUUCAACGAUACGGUUCCUUUUUCAUUGCGCUCAGCACUUAUUUCAUUUUCUACUAAUUCUAAUUUUCUUAAGAUUAUUACUACUCUUUUUUCCUCACUUAUCAAUAAUGUUUUGUCUCCGUCUCAAACAUCUACAACUUAUUCUUCUCAAAACACUUCAAUUUCUCCUGAAGAUACUACAGCACAACUUUAUCAGUCACUUUCGAGUUUUUUUCCUAAUGAUCACGAAUUAUCUGUAUUUUCGGUCCCAGAGGCUUCGGUUCAUUCAAAAAAUAUAAAGGAAACAUUCAAUCAAGGUGUUUCCAGACAUAUUUCUACUUAUUCUCCUGUUACUUCUCAAAUGUCUAUAACAGCUUCUACUUCUGUACCCGCAUCUUCACUCAAUUAUAAAUCUUACGAUCAUGUUUCUGCUAUGGGGUUUCCGCCAAUGCCAAUAGAUUUUAAGGACGAAGAAUAA
Messenger RNA from Pneumocystis jirovecii RU7, 984 nucleotides. RefSeq lists its product as uncharacterized. The record is from RefSeq and is a predicted model, not a curated record. Bases 1 to 984 code for a protein of 327 amino acids. Lineage: Eukaryota; Fungi; Ascomycota; Pneumocystomycetes; Pneumocystales; Pneumocystaceae. The transcript has a single exon.